Nomia melanderi (Alkali bee) is the source of this 1935-nucleotide messenger RNA. RefSeq lists its product as uncharacterized. Gene Ontology annotation, molecular function: protein binding. Lineage: Eukaryota; Metazoa; Arthropoda; Insecta; Hymenoptera; Halictidae. The record is from RefSeq and is a predicted model, not a curated record.
AUGCUACCCAGUUCACCAGGAGGUUCACGGUUCAGUGGAAUCGUUUUUCAGGGCGCAGACGACGACAAUGUUACCGAAAUAUCGGACUACUCCGAUUACAAAAUAUGGCCGUCGUACCAUUACGAAGAUGAAGCUUCAUGCUACGAGGGUGAAGCGGAAGCUGAAGAGUACGAUGAGAAAAUAGAAGACGAAGAGGAAACAGGAAAAGAAGAGAGGGAGAGGUUGAAGCCGCAGGAGCUGAUCGACAUAUUCGCGGAUCUAGUUCUGCAGUUUCGCGACAAAAGAGCCGAGAGAAUCGCUGCCAAGGCUGAGGAAAGGAAAGAGAAGCUGCGACAGCUAAUUGGCUUGAAGAAGAAAACGGAAGGUUCCGAGGAAACUUUAAUCACGCCGGAAGAAGAGAUCGACGAUGACGGCACCGUGUUGUCUUCGGACGGUUCUCUUUAUAACUGUCUAAAGGACAUCGAGAUCAGCAACUCUCAGUUGAAACUGCGCGAUCUUGACGUCGCGUUUCCGGUGCCCGAUGAUCCUGGCGUGAUACCUGCGUUCUGGAUCAUCCGCGAUCACUCGGACAGCUACACCGACUGCGUGGAUCUGUUCGUAGACCUGGUGAAGCGGGCCAAGAUUCAACCUAUAAAGGCGGUCGAGGAGAUGUUGCUAUCCAAUAAAAUCGGUCUGCAGUAUUACGGGAUCAAUCCGAGGAUCGUUAGACCUCUCUGCGAAGCUUUGAUGUCCAACCAUACGGUGGAAGUGAUCGAUCUCACGGGGAACUGGCUCUCGGAGGACGCCUGCUACCAUCUCAGUGAUUUGCUCCAGAAGAACAAUAAUAUCCACACCCUGCUGUUGGCGGGAUGUCGCAUAGGGCCAAAAGGUGCCUGGAGGCUUCACGACGGGAUUAUGGAUAACGCAACAUUGACCAAGUUGGACUUGUCUGAUUGCAAUAUCGGCGCUGAAGGGAUGGAAUAUAUAGGAGCCGCGGUUUGCCAAAAUCGCGGCCUAAUGGAUCUUUCUUUGAACGAUAACCAUUUGGAUGAGUCUUGCGCGAACCAUCUACAACAGUUGAUCACGUCCUCCGAUACACUCACUUGCUUGAGGCUGUCCUGGAAUUCUUUGUACACCGCAGAAACAUGGAGCAAAUUGUGUAGGGCAAUUGAAGUGAGCGACACGCUGGUGAACCUUGACUUAUCCUGGAAUGCCCUGGGCCAGGAAUGCGCGAACCAUCUUCGGUUGUUGUUGUCCCGUUCUCCACUUCUGAAGAAACUGAAUCUGAGAGGGAACAGGUUUAAAGACAAAGAUGCUGCGAUCAUUGCUAAAGGCUUGUCGAGGAACAAAGUACUCGAGAAGCUGUAUUUAGGUGACAAUCCUUUGAAAGCUGAUGGAGCGAUUACGCUGAUUCGGUCAGUCACUCCGCAAAUGACUCCGGAAAGCGAGCUGCGCCUUUUGGAUUUGACCAAUAUCUGGGCGAAGAAAGACGUAUUGGUUGAGCUGCAAACAAUUGAAGAGAGCAGGCCCUGGCUUAAAAUUAAACUGGGAGGAAUACUAAGCAAUUAUGAAAUUAAGGGUCCGAAUGUGGCAAUGUUGCUUUUCAAGAGAGCUAACUUCGAGGCGAUGAGGCCAAAGAGGAAAAGACAACGCAAAAAUUUCGGUCACUUUGUGCUUUCUCUGGAGGAGAAGUCUGUUUCUAGAACAGGCUUUAUGGAGCUUGUAAAGAACUUUAAACUCAAGUUAUCUCCAACUUUGGUAGAAGAGAUUGCUAAGGAAUUUAUUGGCCCAAAGAAUACUGUAGAUCUAAAACUAUUGAAGUCAGUUUAUAUGAAACAAUAUCCAGAGACAGAACCUCUACCAGAAAAGCCUGAAAAGAAGAAAAGAAAACGGGAUAAAAGCAGCAAGUCAGAAAAGAAGAAGCAAGUGAAGAUAAAAGAGAACAACAGCAAAUAA